AUUUUUAAGGAGAACAAGCGAAAUAAGACAGAGAGAAUUUCUGCAUUCAAGUGUUGUGCAUUGACUGGUUCACACGCGUGGUUUUUAGCAGUCACACAAAGUAGAAAUAUUAAGAUAUUAAAUAAAUAAACAUACAAAAAUGUGUUCCUAUUCAGAACAAGACUACAAACUCGCUCUAGAAGAAAGCUUUAAUUUCUCUAGUUUCAAAAGUGAGGAACAAAAGAUAGCCACUGAGUGCAUUGCUAGUGAAAAAUACAAAAAUAUAAUAAUAUCGAUGGCUACUCAGUCUGGAAAAUCUCUUUGCUAUCAACUGCCUAGAACAGCACUUCAAAGAUCCGGUGUAGUUCUUGUUAUAUCUCCCAACAUCUCACUGAUCACGAAUCAAGUUGCAUAUCUAUCAGACUUAAGAAUUCCAGUCACUUCAUUGACGGGUAUUACACCGCGCUUAGUUCGUCGAGAUUUAAUUGAUCGGCUUGAAGAUUCAAAAGCAAAUCCUUACCAAUUUCUUUAUUUAACUCCAGAAAUGUUAAUUAAAGGAAGUGAAAGUAUUCGCUUUUUGAUUGAGACAAUGAUGGCUGACGGUGAUAUUUCCUUAAUUGUGAUGGACGAUGCUCAUAUGAUAAUUGAUACUGGAAUUGACUUUAGACAUUGCUUUUCUGAAAUGCGUACCAUUAGAAAAAUGUUUCCGGAUAUUCCGUGGGUGGCACUGACAACUGCAUCUCUUGAAUCAAUUAAAAUGAUUGGAAAAGCUUUAAAUAUGGAAGAUCCAAAAAUUAUUAAAGGUCCAAGCACCAGGAAAAAUAUAUUUUAUGAUGUGAGGAAAAUCCCAGUAAAUUCAAGCAUAAAAGAGUUGAUCGAAGAUUUGAUUGAGUCUGAUAAGAAGCAAGAAAAGCAUGUCACAAAGAAAAUUUAUGAUUCAGGCAUUAUUUACUGCCAAAUGAAUCAAGAAGCUGAUCGUAUAGCUGAAGAACUGUGUGAAUCUGGAAUCUCAAGCGAGUCGUUUUAUGGAACUAAAAAUGAAUGCAAUUUGAUUUUAAAGAAUUGGAAGGACGGAAAGUUUCCUGUUUUGGUAGCAACAGAACAAUCUUUUGGUUUAGGAAUUAAUAGAAAUCCAUUAAAGUAUGUCGUUCAUAUGACAUCACCUAAAAAUAUGCGAGCUUUUUAUCAGCAAUCAGGCCGUAUCGACACAUUUCCUGGAUUUUCAAGGUUAGUCUACCAGGCAAAUGGACUUGUCAGCAAAGAAAUCAUAGAUUAUGCAACUCAUAAUGGAUGUCGUCAUCAAUACAUAGCGAAUUACUUUGGUGAUGAAGCAAUUGAGCCUUGCAAAGACAACUGUGACAAUUGUUUAAAAUCAGAAAGAAUAAAUAGGAAAAGGAAAUCUUCUGAAAAUUAGAAUUGUCAGAAACUAGAAGAUUAAGUCCUUAAUUUUGAAAAAUUAAGCUAUAGAGUUUUUUUAAUUAAAUAUAAAUUAGUCUAAGUCUAAUCUACUUCUGCUCUCAAUUUAAGCAUUAAAUUUUUCAAAUUUUUACUUUUAAAUUUAAAUACAUACUUUAUAUUUGAUAAUGAGUGAUUCAAUGUUGUG
Chironomus riparius is the source of this 1582-nucleotide messenger RNA. The record is from the annotation of a GenBank genome assembly. NCBI's taxonomy places the organism in Eukaryota, Metazoa, Arthropoda, Insecta, Diptera, Chironomidae.